CCGCGGGGUGGCGCGCGCUCCCGGCUAGUGGGGCGGCGCGCGGGCACGGGGCUCGCUCCCGAGAGGGCAGGUGGGGGCUGGGAGCGGGCGCUAGGGUUGUGGUGGCCGGAGGCGCCUGGGCCGCGAGGUCGACGCCUGUGGCUGCGGCGGCCGAGGCCAAAGGACCCGCCGCGGCUCGGUCUCCGGAGAGGGAGGGCUCCGCUGCUGCCGCCGCCCGGCCGGUGCCCGGUAAAAUCAGUCCGGAGAAUCGAUGGAAUUUGCCCCAAGUGUUGCACCCAGCAAGCUGGCAGUAAGGACCCGGGUACUGGCGGAUGGGGAUGGCGGUUCUCACUCUCUGUGCGUGAAGGCCAGAAGCCAGGGAGCCCGGAGUGACUGUGGAUUUUCCGGACACCUCUACAGCCCCGUCCCCUCCCAGCUGAGGCAGCGCGAGCCCCGCUUCAGGCACAAGGACGGAGCCCCUGGACUGCCAGGUUCCCGACCAGGGAGGAGGAGGAGGAAGAGAACUCCAUCUGCUGGGGCCUGAGUGUGGCCUGGGGGACGGGCCAUCGUCCCAGAAUGCCCCUGCCGGAGCCCAGCGAGCAGGAGGGCGAGAGUGUGAAGGCUGGCCAGGAGCCGUCCCCGGAGUCCCCUGAGCCAGGCACAGAUGUUGUCCUUGCAGUGCCCACAAAGCCCAAAGAGUUCUCCAAACUGGUCCUGCUGACGGCCUCCAUGGAGAAUGUGGAUGGGGUGGACUCCCAGCCCAAAGGAGGGCACUGUGUCAUGUCCCUGGAGAUGUCUGGUCCUGACACACUGGCCAGGACCCCCCAGAUCCUGCCAGUGGAGGAGCAAGUGGGGGCAGUCCAGCCAACCCCCCAGGCCCCUGAGCAGACAUGCAGCAAGCCAGAUACAGCAGCCCCCAAGCCCCUGGAGUUCCUGAGGACCCCUUUCGGGGGCCGCCUCCUGGUGCUCGAGUGCUUCCUGUACAAGCAGGAGAAGGCGGUGGGCGACAAGGUCUAUUGGAAGUGCCGUGAGCACUGUGAGCUGGGCUGCCGGGGCCGGGCCAUCACCCGAGGCCCACGGGCCACAGUGAUGCGGGGCCACUGCCACCCGCCGGACGAGGAGGGCCUGGAGGCGCGGCGCCGGAGACAGAAACUGCCCGGCCCAGCCCUGCCUGAAGGCUUGGGGGUUCCAGAGGGCCCUCGGGGCCGAGUGGAAGAGCCACUGGAAGGGGUGGGCCCAUGGCUGUGCCCUGAGGAGCCAGAGCCCACCCCCGGGUUGGUGCUGAGCAAACCAGCCACAGAGGAGGAUGAGGGGCUGCGAGCCCUGUCACUGCUGAGCUUGCCCCCCAAGAAACGCCCAACACUGGGGAUCGGAGAACCCCGGCCGUUGGAGUUCCUGAGGACGUGCUAUGGGGGCAGCUUCCUGGUGCACCAGUCCUUCCUGUACAAGCGGGAGAAGGCCGUGGGGGACAAGGUUUACUGGACGUGCCGGGACCACGCACUGCACAGCUGCCGCAGCCGGGCCAUCACCCAGGGCCAGCGGGUGACUGUGAUGCGGGGCCACUGCCACCCGCCUGAUGUGGAGGGCCUGGAAGCCCGGCGGCAGCAGGAGAAAGCCGUGGAAACGCUGCAGGCCAGGCCUGGUGGGCCUGGGGGCCAAGUGGACAAGCUGCUCCAAGGUGUGGACAGCCUGCUCUACCGCAGGGGGCCGGGGACUCUGACUCUCACCAGAGCCCGGCCUAGGAAGCGCACAAAAGUCCUUCCGGCCCAGCCCCAGGCCCCGCAGGGAUCCCCCACUGAGGACCCAGACGAGGACCCCGGAGGCCCUGAGUUCCUGAGGACCCCUCUGGGGGGCAGCUUCCUGGUGUACGAGUCCUUCCUCUACAGGAGGGAGAAGGCGGCCGGGGAGAAGGUGUACUGGACGUGCCGGGACCAGGCCCGCAUGGGCUGCCGCAGCCGGGCCAUCACGCAGGGCCAGCGGGUGAUGGUGAUGCGCAGGCACUGCCACCCGCCCGACCUGGGGGGCCUGGAGGCCCUGAGGCAGCGGGAGCAGCUCCCCAGCCCGGCCCAGAGGGAAGGCUCAGGAACCCUCCGGCCUCUGGAGUUCCUGAGGACGUCCCUCGGGGGCAGGUUCCUGGUGUACGAGUCCUUCCUCUACAGGAAGGAGAAGGCAGCUGGGGAGAAGGUGUACUGGAUGUGCCGGGACCAGGCCCGGCUGGGCUGCCGCAGCCGGGCCAUCACACAGGGCCAGCUGGUGACGGUGAUGCGUAGCCACUGCCACCCGCCCGACCUGGCAGGCCUGGAGGCCCUGAGGCAGCGGGAGAGGCUCCCCAGCGUGGCCCAGCAGGAGGACCCAGAGAAGAUGAAACUUCCGCCGGAAGUGCAGGUGUGCAUCCAGCCUGGCUCUCCGGAAAGCCAGCAGAUGUGUGGUGCUGGUGGCCUUCACGUUUCCUCGAGGGUCUCCCAGGAGCCCUGCUUUGGUGGUGUCUCCGAGCAGGCAAACAAGAGUGCCAGGAGCUGGCGGCUUGCAGGUGUGCGUGACCUGGGGCAAAAGGUCCGGCCCACGAAAGAGCUGAAGAAGCGUCUUUCCACAAAGAGGCCUCUUCCCUGCGCUGCUGCUCCCAGCUGCAAGCACCCAUCCAUUUUCAGAGCGUGACUUUGCCAAGGACGGUCCAGUGUGGUGUGGGCGUACUCGGAGAAGGUGCCGCUGCUUCCCGCUGAGCUGCCCCCGCGGAGCGCCUUCCCCCCCCCACGGGUUUUCCGGGCCGGUGCCAAGUGGACCUUCGCGCUCCUGGGCCACCUGCUGCUGCGCUGCAGCCGGCCCUCGUGGCGGCAGAGCAAGCCAAAGCAGAGGCCUCACUACACCCCCUGUCGGAGUCUCUCCCCUUUGCAGGCUUCCGACUUAAACCAGGGCCGCGGUGGGCACAGCAGGUGUCGUUCCUGGCAGCGGGAGCCAGCCCAGAUGCCCACGGGGAAGCCGGGGCAGACACCAGCGGGCCGCCAUGUCUGGCUGAAGCACGAGAGGCAGGCCCGGUGGCGGCGGAGGCCCACCCCGUUCUCCCGGCUGGGAGCGCGGCAGCGGGCUGGCCUAGCAGGCCCGCGGAGAAGCAGGCUGACGUGGGCCAGGAGCUCCCGAGGCAGCUGCUUGCUAACGGGGCACUAACGGGGCCACACCUCGCGGCCAGCUUUCUUGCGCGCGCUGUGACCCGUGCUGUAGUCGCAGAGGGAGCCCCAAGCCCAGGGCCCCUCUCCUGCCAAGCUGGCCGCGGAGCCUGCUGUCUGGCUGUGGGAGAGCGACAGCUUGGGACCCCACUGUCCCUCUGCUGAUAGAUUUCCCACCAAUAAACCCCGUUUUAUAUCUCA
This is a messenger RNA of Callorhinus ursinus (northern fur seal), 3341 nucleotides long. The record is from RefSeq and is a predicted model, not a curated record. NCBI's taxonomy places the organism in Eukaryota, Metazoa, Chordata, Mammalia, Carnivora, Otariidae.